Molecule: messenger RNA, 2174 nt
Organism: Pantherophis guttatus
Lineage: Eukaryota; Metazoa; Chordata; Lepidosauria; Squamata; Colubridae
Source: RefSeq, a predicted model, not a curated record
AAUUCAGGGAAUAUGAUUCUUCCGGCUCCACGCAAACUCGGUGCCUGGGUUUCUAGGCAACACUUGCAGUAUCUGAUUUCAACGUCUCGUCUAUCAAGACAAGUAGGGGCAAUUUCCGAAGUUCUGCGCAGAAAAGCAGUAAUCAUCCAGUAGCAAAAGGGUCAGGAGAGAAUUUGUGUUGUGACUGACAGCGGCCACAAGCGGCUCUUUUCCACAAAACUUCCCGCGGAAAAGCCCGCCCAGGCCGCGCCUAUUGAGGAGACACCAUGCACCGCCGCGCGUUCUUGAGGUUUCGGGCCACCGCCGUCUCCAGACUGUGGACAGGGAACAGCUAUAGCUGCAGCCGAUGUUGCAGCAGCGAACCAAGCACUCCUCAGCCGCGCUUGGUGCGGAUCGGCUGCGCCUCAGGCUUCUGGGGAGACACGGCGGCCGCAGUUCCUCAGAUGCUCUACGGGGGAAAGCUGGAUUUCCUGGUUUUUGAUUACCUUUCUGAAAUUACAAUGUCUUUACUAGCUAGAGCCAAAGCCAAAUCUCCAGAUUUGGGAUACAUUCCUGAUUUUGUAUCAAUUGCAAUGGCUCCUUAUAUAAAGGACAUACACAGGAAAGGUGUUCGUGUUAUCAGUAAUGCUGGUGGAAUGAAUCCACUUGGGUGUGCUGCUGCUCUUCACCAAGUUGCCAGAAAUGCUAAUGUUGACUUGAAGAUAGCUGUUAUUACUGGUGAUGAUUUGAUGGGAGAGCUAAACAAUAUAAAAGACACCAUCAUAAAAGAGGAGAAUGGGAAACUAUUUCCAGAAAAUGUUCAGAGCAUGAAUGUAUAUUUAGGCGCAACACCAAUCAGCAAAGCUCUUGAUCAAGGAGCAGAUAUUGUGGUGAUUGGAAGAUGUGUUGAUAGUAGCCUUGUGUUGGGACCACUAAUCCAUUCUUUUGCAUGGACUAGAGAUGAAUUCAGCCUAUUAGCAGCGGGAAGUCUUGCAGGUCAUCUGAUUGAAUGUGGUCCUCAAUGUACAGGUGGAAUAUUCACUGACUGGCAUACUGUUCCAAAAUGGCAUAAUAUCGGUUUCCCCAUAAUAGAAGCUUCUUCUGAUGGAACUUUUAUUGUAUUCAAAGCACCUAACACAGGAGGCCUGGUGACUUUUGGCACUGUGGCAGAACAAUUGGUAUAUGAAAUAGAUAACCCUAAAGAAUAUCUCUUACCAGAUGUCACAUGUGAUUUUUCUCAAGUCUCCCUUACUGAAAGUGCAGGCAUUGACGGUGGUGUAGUGAAAGUUCAGGGAGCCAAAGGAUUGCCUCCUUCACCAUUUUACAAGGUAAAUGCCACUUAUCUUGAUGGAUUCAGAGCUACAGCUUGCUGCCCAAUGGGAGGACCAAGAGCAAUAGAAAAGGGAAAAAGAAUGGCUGAAAGUAUUUUGGAAAGGACACGGAUUAUGUUUCAUCAGCGGGGAUAUAAGGACUACAGUGCAGUUAAUCUACAGAUUUUAGGUUCUGAAGAAACAUAUGGACCUCAUGCAAAGCAGAACAUAGAGGGUGGUCCCCGAGAAGUUGUUAUCUGGCUUGCUGUAUUUCAUAAGCAGAAAGAAGCAUUAGAAAUCUUUUCCAGAGAGAUUGCUCCAGCUGGAACAGGAAUGGCACCUGGAGUCACUGCAAUUAUUGGUGGACGUCCAAAAAUAUCUCCUGUUCUGAAACCAUUUUUCUUCUUUUAUCCAAAGAAGUAUAUCAAGAUCAAUAUAUUUAUGAAUGGACAGCACGUUGAAACAUUUCAGGAAGAUAUUUCAUUCACUUCAGAUCUAACUGCUUCACAUGAUGAGCCUCAGUCUCAAGAAGAUUUCAAAGAUCUACCAAGUGGUCCUCAUGUAUAUCGUCUGGAAGAUCUUGCUUAUACAAGAAGUGGAGACAAAGGCAACACAGCAAAUAUAGGUGUCAUAGCACGCCACCCCCUUUACUACCCAUACCUCAAGAAAACAUUAACUGCUUUGGCUGUAGAAAAUUAUUUCCAGCAUCUUUUAGAAAGAGAACGACCUGAAGAAAUCUUGGUAUCACGGGCAAGGCAUUUGGACAAAUGCUACUCGACUUCAAGAUUAAAAAUGUUCCAGAUUUAAAAUCUUUGAUAGAAUAACAUCAUUGUUUAUAUUCCAUUUUGAAAUUGCAAUAUUUUAAAUAAAUUUAAAAAACCAAAA